Messenger RNA from Maudiozyma saulgeensis, 429 nucleotides. NCBI's taxonomy places the organism in Eukaryota, Fungi, Ascomycota, Saccharomycetes, Saccharomycetales, Saccharomycetaceae. The record is from the annotation of a GenBank genome assembly.
AUGUCUUUUUUAUCAAAAGCAAUUCAAUAUAUUGCGAUUAUAGUAAUUCUACAUUCUGGAUUCUCCAGUUAUGAAUUCCACCAAACAGCAAAACAAUUAUCACUAGAUAGUAUCUCAAAUGUUAUAGCAUUGCCUAUCGAUAUUAAAUAUGAAGCUAUUGCUGGUCUUUUAUUGUUUAUAAUAUCAGUUUUUGUAUCCUUUGAAAAAAUUGAAUACUAUUCUUUAAGAAGACAAGAAGGUCAUUCCAUUGAAACGUUAUCACAGGGUCAAUAUCUUAAAUAUAUUACGUUGAAUAAAGCCACUGAUAGGGAUAAUAUGAUUAAUAGUGACCCAACAGGUGAUGUCUCAUAUACACCAAAUAUGGUUCAUAUUCAUGAAAAAAGAAAACAAAUGAGAGAUUGGAUUCAAAAACAACAAGAAACAAGUUGA